This is a messenger RNA of Coffea eugenioides, 1282 nucleotides long. RefSeq names its product nifU-like protein 2, chloroplastic. Gene Ontology annotation, molecular function: iron ion binding; iron-sulfur cluster binding. The transcript is spliced from 4 exons. Gene Ontology annotation, biological process: iron-sulfur cluster assembly. Gene Ontology annotation, cellular component: mitochondrion; chloroplast stroma. Bases 216 to 959 code for a protein of 247 amino acids. The record is from RefSeq and is a predicted model, not a curated record. Lineage: Eukaryota; Viridiplantae; Streptophyta; Magnoliopsida; Gentianales; Rubiaceae.
CGCAAGGGUAUUUUGCGUUUUAUAACCCCCACAAAUUUCUCAAGGAUCCAGGUUGCCAGUCCAUUUGUCAAGACUGAAGGAGCUAGUGCCAAACAAAAUUAUUGCCAAGAAAAGAAAGAAUCGUCCCUUCGUUUUGAGAAAAGAUCCAAUUUUUGUAGCUAACUAGCUGGGUUUGCUCUGGGCUCUAUCGAGGAAGGAAUCGAAGAAGAGAAAAGAUGCAAGCGAGUUGCGCGGUGUUGAAUUCCCCGACAUAUUCAUGCUAUACUUGCCAACAACAACACCAGCAGCGAACCCUAGAACCCUCCUCCUGCUCAUCUUCCUAUCCUCCACCUCCUCAUAUCAAGGUUUCUAGUUUCUUGAACGGUGGGCUAUGGUCGUCAAGAAGGCAGAAUCAGUUGGGGGGCAGCACGUGGCGUUCUGUUCAGAUUAAUUCGCCCCAUGAUUCCCGAAAACCAGUUGUAAAAGCUGUUGCUACUCCGGAUUCAGCUAUUGAAUUGCCCCUCACCGCUGAAAAUGUUGAGAGCGUGUUGGAUGAAAUCCGUCCCUACCUAAUUGCAGAUGGGGGUAAUGUGGCAUUACAUGAGAUUGAUGGCAAUGUUGUCAAGCUCAAGCUACAGGGAGCAUGCGGUUCUUGUCCAAGCUCUGUAAUGACAAUGAAAAUGGGCAUUGAACGUCGACUAAUGGAAAAGAUCCCUGAAGUUGUUGCUGUUGAAUCAAUACCAGAUGAGGAAACAGGCCUUGAGUUGAACGAAGAAAAUGUAGAAAAGGUCCUCGAAGAAAUAAGACCCUACCUUGUUGGUGCUGCUGGUGGAAGUUUGGAACUAGUCAGAAUUGAGGAGCCGAUAGCGAAGGUCCGGAUAACUGGUCCUGCGGCAGGUGUGAUGACUGUUCGUGUUGCAGUGACUCAGAAACUACGAGAAAAAAUCCCAGCCAUUGCAGCCGUACAGCUAUUGCAGUAGAUGUUUACGUUUAUUAUACAGCUACAUGAGAGGUUUAUUCAUCAAAACUUGAACGCUUUUUGUGCUCCCAGAGUCGAAUGUUGUUGGACAGCCAAAGUAUGAAAUGUUGAAUUAUUAUAAGUAUUAAAAAGACUAGCAUGAUCUAUACGGAUGCUUUGACAUUUGCGCCGCCCUGGGAAACUACUACGUUCUGUACAGCCCCGACCUUAUUAGAUCGCAAUGUUUACUUUUAGCAACAGUUUCAAGUAAUUGAAUAUACAGAAAUUUAUUUGAGGAGAUUUGUGAUCAUUUUACGUGUUGUAUUACAAACUUGAGUUCGUUUA